Molecule: messenger RNA, 315 nt
Organism: Thermochaetoides thermophila DSM 1495
Lineage: Eukaryota; Fungi; Ascomycota; Sordariomycetes; Sordariales; Chaetomiaceae
Product: mitochondrial 54S ribosomal protein uL30m
Exons: 1
Coding region: 1-315 (104 amino acids)
Biological process (GO): translation
Cellular component (GO): mitochondrion; large ribosomal subunit
Molecular function (GO): structural constituent of ribosome
Source: RefSeq, a predicted model, not a curated record
AUGCCCUACUGGCGCAUAACCCUCCACCGCUCGGCCAUCGGCCUGCCCAAGCGCACCAAGGGCGUGCUGGCUGCCCUGGGCUUGCACAAGCGCUGUCAAGUCGUCUUUAAGCCUGUGCACCCGCAGUUCGCGGGCAUGAUUAUGAAGGUGAAGGAGCUUGUUAAGGUGGAGGAGGUGGAUCGGCCCAAGACGAAGCGCGAGCUGCAGGAUGAGAGGAAGCCGGAUCCAGGGUUUGUGGUGGAGAAGAGGGGGAGUGAGAUGAGGGGGGCUUUGCCUUGGGCUAGAGAGGUUGGAGAGGGGGAGGUUAGGUUGUGA